Messenger RNA from Lodderomyces parapsilosis, 1458 nucleotides. It is a transcript of the gene HXK2, whose product is annotated as hexokinase 2. The transcript has a single exon. Gene Ontology annotation, molecular function: fructokinase activity; glucokinase activity; mannokinase activity. Gene Ontology annotation, cellular component: cytosol; mitochondrion. Bases 1 to 1458 code for a protein of 485 amino acids. Gene Ontology annotation, biological process: glucose 6-phosphate metabolic process; glycolytic process; intracellular glucose homeostasis. Lineage: Eukaryota; Fungi; Ascomycota; Pichiomycetes; Serinales; Debaryomycetaceae. The record is from RefSeq and is a predicted model, not a curated record.
AUGGUUCACUUGGGUCCAAAACCUCCUCAACAUAGAAAAGGUACAUUCACAGAUGUUCCACAAGAACUCUUACUGGUGGUCAAAGAAUUGGAACAAGAGUUUUACGUUAGUGGUGAAACAUUGAGAAAGAUUGUUGAUCAUUUCAUUACUGAAUUGGACAAAGGAUUAUCGAAAAAGGGAGGCAAUAUCCCCAUGAUUCCUGGUUGGGUUAUGGAUUUUCCCACUGGUGAAGAAACAGGUGACUAUAUUGCUAUUGAUUUGGGUGGAACAAAUUUGAGAGUUGUCUUGGUCAAGUUGGGUGGGAAUAGAGAUUUCGACACUACUCAAUCCAAGUUUCCGUUGCCAGAACAUAUGAGAACAGCAAAAAGUGAAGAACUUUGGUCCUUCAUUGCCGAUUGUUUGAAAAAGUUUGUUGAUGAUCUCUAUCCCGAAGGUUGUAAAGAACCGUUACCCUUGGGAUUCACAUUUAGUUACCCUGCAAGUCAAAACAGUAUUACCGAAGCUGUAUUGCAAAGAUGGACUAAAGGUUGGGCCAUUGAAGGAGUUGAGGGUAAAGAUGUUGCACCAAUGUUACAAGAUGCUAUACAGAAGGUUGGUGUUCCCAUUAAAGUAGUGGCAAUCAUUAAUGAUACUGUGGGAACCUUGGUGGCAUCGAGAUAUACUGAUCCGGAAGCCAAAUUGGGAUUGAUAUUUGGAACUGGUGUCAAUGGUGCUUAUUACGAUGUUGUGAAGGAUAUUCCAAAAUUGGAAGGUAAAACUGCUGACGAUGUUGAUCCAGAAUCGCCAAUGGCCAUUAAUUGUGAAUAUGGGUCAUUUGAUAACGAAUUGGUUGUUCUUCCAAGAACCAAGUAUGAUGUUAGAGUAGAUAAAGAAUCUCCAAGACCAGGUCAACAAUCAUUUGAAAAAAUGAAUUCAGGAUACUAUCUUGGUGAACUUUUGAGAUUGGUGUUGUUGGAUUUGGCAGAAGAGAGACACCUCAUUUUCAAAGGACAAAAUUUGGAUAAACUAAACGAAGCUUACAUUUUGGACACUUCAUUUCCAGCCAAGAUUGAAGAAGAUCCAUUUGAAAACUUGGAAGAUGUUGCCGAGUUAUUCCAAGCUACAUUGGGCAUUCAAACCACUGUUGCUGAACGUAAAGUAAUUCGCCGUAUCGCUGAAUUAAUUGGUGAAAGAUCAGCAAGAUUGUCAGUUUGUGGUAUUGCUGCCAUUUGCAAAAAGAGAGAAUACAAGACUGCUCAUUGUGCUGCUGAUGGAUCUGUUUAUCAAAAAUAUCCUGAAUUCAAAACUAGAGCAGCAAAGAGUUUAAGAGAUAUUUUCGAGUGGCCGGCUGAUUUGAAAGAGGAUCCAAUUGUCAUUGUUCCCGCUGAGGAUGGUAGUGGUGUUGGUGCUGCUAUCAUUGCUGCUUUAACUGAAAAGAGAUUGAAAGAAGGAAAAUCUGUUGGUGUGAGAAAGGACUAA